Monosiga brevicollis MX1 is the source of this 2751-nucleotide messenger RNA. RefSeq lists its product as uncharacterized. The coding region runs from base 1 to 2751 and encodes 916 amino acids. Lineage: Eukaryota; Choanoflagellata; Craspedida; Salpingoecidae. The transcript has 15 exons. The record is from RefSeq and is a predicted model, not a curated record.
AUGGCCACGGGCGCGCUCACUCCCGAGCUGGAGAAGUACAUUGAACAAAACUAUGUCUUUGCCAAGCUCCCUGCUCCUGUGCAACAGGGUCUUGGAGGGUCGAAGCGCGAAUACGAUAAGCUUGUCGUGCAGUAUUCCCUGUCGCAUCAGCUGCGCUACAAAAAAGCGCUGGUGCGCAAGCUCGUCCCCGAUGAGCUCCAGUAUUAUCAACAGCUCUUGCACCACAGCCGAGAACACAUGAUGCUGUACCCCUAUCACCUGGCAGAUGUGCUCAUCUAUCGCCUCAACGAGACACCGUUCUCCUACUACCAUGCCAUUCUGUCCCAUAUGCUGUCAUCGGACCGCAGCUAUGAUGCCCUUCCCAACUUUUCGGCAACUGACUGUUUGGCCUUGGUAGGCAUUGGCCGCAACGAGUAUAUUGAUCUCCUCAAUGACAGCAAGUCGGGACGGGGCAUGUUUCGCAAGCGCAUCAACCCCAAAAACCUCCUGCCCAAACAACCGCUUCCACCGCGCAACCUGCGUCAUUGGUGGCUGAUCCGAGUGGGGCGAAUCACCGAGAAUGACAUCAAGCUUGCGACUGUCGAGGAAAAGGCUCUCAUUGAUCGCCUCAUUGAUAGUGGACCCCAGCCCGCCGGCAAAUUCAAUCUGCAGUUGCUCAACAGCAUGUUUGUGAAGCAAUUCAUUCAUCUGGAUGUCCCUGUCCAAGAUGACGACCUGAUCAAGAUACCCCCCUUGGAAGGAUUCGUGAUGAACCGUGUGCUAGGCGACUAUCUCGAGCAACUGCUGUACAAGAUCUUUGUGUCCGUUGAUGAACACACCACCUUGGGCGAUUUGGCCACGAUCCUUCGCGUCAGCCCCCACCGCGUACGGGAUGCCGUAUCAAUGUACUGCCGCCUAGGAUUUGCUGUGAAGAAAAAUGUCGAUACGGCCGAUGCGCUGGACCAAUGCCACCCCUCUUGGAUGGCCAAGGCCGAGGCACUGCGUGCCUCGACGCGGACAAGUGUCGCAACAUUCGACAUCCGGCCCUCCGAUGGCCGGCGAAGAAUCGGUGUGGUGUUUGAUGCCAACCUGGCUGCCAUUCUCAUGAUGGGUAACCUCAGCCCCGGGCUCAAGAAACAUGCCGUGACCAUGUUUGAGGCAAGUGGCAAGCGUUGUCGUUGGUCGCCCGCUGACGAUGCCCAUAAGUGUGCCGGUAAAAUUACGGAAGAGACCAUGGACGAAUUCUUGAGCGAGUUGGACCAGACGGUUGUGUCUGGGGAAGGGCAGACCCAGGAGUACACGCGUCAGGCAUUGAUCUUGCGCGACGCUCUCCGGUUCCUACGUCAUAAUCAAGCCGUUGAUAUUCCAGGCCUCACCGACAAUGAGCAGGAUGCCAAGGCCGAAUCCAUGGAUGGAGCUGGAGUGGACCUGCUCAAGUGCGAGAGCGUGCUUAGCUUGGACCGCGCAACACAGCAGCGCGUGUUGGAACGCGCGUAUAGCCUGCUCAUCACGCUGGCUCCGCUUGGGCAAGAGACGGCCUCCAUCUCGAGCGUCAAGCCCUUUCACCACGGGCCCGCCAUCCCCGAAUGCGGCACCAUAUGGUUUCGCUUGUGGCUAGCCAGUCUGGUAUCACGGGCACCUCCUGCAUACUUGCUAGCUUGUGGGACUGUACUCUGGGGUCUGCCUGGUAAAUUGCUUGAAUACGACGAAUGUUUGGUAGUCACGUGCGGUCAUGAGCCCACGGUGCAGCCCACCGCCGAUCUCUUGAUGACCCUGAACGACGCUUUGGCCCACUCGCCCGUCUUUGUACAGGGCUAUCGUCGCCAUGCCGAUGCUGAUUUAAGCAUUGAACAUGUGCCUUUGACCGUGCCUCCAGCAGAUGCCAUGGAUCGAGUGGCAACGUUGGUGGCAAACUCGCGCCCAGCUCAACCCUCAUUCCCAGCGCUGUCCGCGACCGAUGAGAAUGCAUCCCUAAUUGAUCUGGACGACGCCUUGCCAGCCUUGGGCUCAGCACCGGCGCCAGCCCCAACCGACUCUGACUCACCUCUUAUUGACUUGGGAGCUGCGCCCGGAGAAAGCUCGACUGACGCAGCCCCCUCGGCUACCGCUGCUUUGGCAACCACUGAUUCGACGCCCAGCGCUCCCUCGCUGACGGCUACUCAUGCGGAAGCCGUUACUCGCUGGACAGCACUGCAUGCUCAACUGGGACUGGGUGAUCUCUGUGCCCAGCUUCAGGUCGGCCCUCGCACUGCAGGUUACAUCUCUGUAGUUCGUGAGCGCUCCCCGGCGCCGGCAGAGCCGAGUGGAAAGCCAGCCACAGCGACAGACCCUAGUGCAGAUGCUAGCCUGGCCUCGAUCGAGCCUCCUAGUCCGGCCGAGCCCGAUGCACCCCAAACCAGCUCGCAGCCUGUUUUAGGGACUAAACCUGAAGAUGAUGAUGAUGAUGCUGUGCGCAAGGAAAGCAUCGCGUCUUCUGAAGCCCCGUGGCGCGUACAUGAAGUGCAGUUUGGAAUGCCCAUUUUUGAUGCGACCUUGAGCCGGGCUGUCCAGUGCUCGUUUCUGCGCACCACUGACUCGGCGGGAGAGAGCACCGAGCUGUAUCAUCAACGUGCCCUGAGUGUGCGCUUGCUGCAAUUCAUUGCGACACAUGGAGCUAGCAUGGAUGAUUUGGCGCACAACCUCAAUGCGCGCUCAUCAGGGUACCGCGUACCCUAUCCUCUGGUGUCAUUGCAGUGCGUUGACAACAAAGUGAUGCCUUUCGAGAGCCAUUGA